Messenger RNA from Saccharomyces kudriavzevii IFO 1802, 1728 nucleotides. RefSeq names its product Utp9p (gene UTP9). Gene Ontology annotation, molecular function: protein binding. The transcript has a single exon. The record is from RefSeq and is a predicted model, not a curated record. The coding region runs from base 1 to 1728 and encodes 575 amino acids. NCBI's taxonomy places the organism in Eukaryota, Fungi, Ascomycota, Saccharomycetes, Saccharomycetales, Saccharomycetaceae.
AUGGGAUCCUCUUCGGAUUUGGUAGCGAGUUUCUCGCAUGAUUCCACACGUUUUGCAUUUCAAGCAAGUGUCGCACAAAAGAAUAACGUGGAUAUUUAUCCACUGAAUGAGACUAAAGACUACGUGGUGAACAGUUCCUUAGUGAGCCAUAUCGACUAUGAGACGAAUGACAUGAAAGUUUCUGACGUGGUCUUUUUUGGAUGGUGUAGCGAUUUGGUGGACACGCAAUCAUUGAAUAUCAAGAGAAAACUAGAUGAAGAUGAGGAGAACACUGAAUCCACCGGCCAAAGAUACGAAAAUUUUUUUGUCAAUGGAUUUCCUGAUGGAAGAAUUGUUGUUUAUUCUGCCAAUGGUAGGGAUAUUGUCAACAUCAUCAAGAGUAAAAAGGAAAUUUUGGGCGCCGACACCGAUGAAUCCAAUAUCUGGAUUUUGGACAGUGAUAAAGUAGUAAAGAAAUUGCAAUAUAACAACUCCAAACCAAUAAAGACUUUUACGUUAGUUGAUGGUAAGGAUGACGAAAUAAUCCAUUUCCAAAUUUUGCAUCAAAAUGGUACUCUAUUAGUAUGCAUUAUUACGGAGCAAAUGGUUUAUAUCGUCGACCCAUCGAAGAGGAGACCAUCCACCAAAUAUAGAUUUGAAGUCUUUGGUGCUGUGGCUUGCGAAUUUUCCGCGGAUGGCAAACAUCUGCUAAUUGCAGGUCUCGAAAAGUUAACGGUUCACGACCUCGCUGGUGAUAUAAAACCAGUCCAAUCAUGGUCUCUUAAGGUGGAGAAAUUAAGAAUUCUCAAUGAUUUAGUAAUGGCUUUGACCACUGAUGGUAAGAUGAAUAUCUAUAAAAUUGAUGAGGCCAAUAAGAUCUGUACCAUAAAUGUGAAUGAGAAUUUAGAAAUUAUAGAUUUCACACCAAUAAACAAUAGGCAACAAGUUCUGAUCUCUUGGUUGAAUGUCAAUGAACCCAACUUCGAAUCCAUUUAUUUGAAUGAAAUCACUUCCAAGGAACUUAUUACUAUCAAUGAAUGUAAAGAGACCAAAUCUGACGAAGCGGUUCAAAAACCAUCAGAGGAAGAAGAAAAUGGGGCCGAAGUACAUGAUGAGAAACAAAAAACCGAAACCAAGCUAAACAAGAAAGUUAGUAAAUCAGAGCAGGCUGAAAUUGCCAAUGUUCUUUUAUCUCAUUUAGAAUCUAACUCAACAGAAAUAUUAGAUCAUCUGAUGUCCGAAAGUUGGACAGAGGCUGAAAUCAAAAAGUUCAUUCUUACCAAGAUUAAUUCACUGAAUCAUCUAAGCAGAAUAUUUGUGGCUGUAUCAGAGCAAAUAACGCAAAAUCCAUGGAGCGAACAAGAUUUGCUUCCGUUGUGGCUCAAAUGGGUGUUGACUUUGAAAAGUGGAGACUUGAAUUCCAUAAAGGAUAAACAAACAAGAAAAAAUUUCAAACACUUGAAAUCAGCAUUAAGGUCUUCCGAAGAAACUUUACCUGUCCUACUCGGAAUACAGGGUAGAUUAGAAAUGUUAAGGAGGCAAGCAAAACUAAGAGAAGACCUUGCACAGUUGACUAUGCAAGAUCAAGAAGGUGAAAACGAAGAUAUAGAAGUUAUAGAGCAUUCAAAUGUAAUCAAUAAUCCUUUACAGGAUCAAACAUCGUCUGUUGAAAAACCUGAACAAGACUCAAUUGUUUAUGCCAACGGAGAGAGUGACGAGUUCGUCGAUGCAUCAGAAUAUAAGGAUUGA